GUCAGGUUUGGUUGUGGAGCUGAAACCGGUAACCGAGCACUCCACAGCACGUUGUGAAGCCGCUACUGGUGAUUCAAAGAAAUCACUUGUUUCUAAAUCCUCCACGUUUUUGAAAAUUAACCCACUGAGAUUUCCAGUUGACCAAAGAAAUGGUGAUGGAGAAGCCAAGUGCCCAGCUGGUCGGGCGAGAGUUUGUCCGACAGUAUUACACACUCCUGAACCAGGCGCCCGACUACCUGCACAGGUUUUAUGGAAAGAAUUCGUCCUACGUUCACGGCGGUUUGGACAACAACGGCAAACCAGCUGAGGCUGUUUAUGGACAAUCUGAGAUCCAUAAGAGGGUAAUGGCUCUGAGUUUCCGCGACUGUCACACUAAGAUCCGACACGUUGACGCUCACGCGACGCUGAACGAGGGCGUGGUGGUGCAGGUGAUGGGAGAGCUGUCCAACAACAUGCAGCCCAUGAGGAAGUUCAUGCAGACCUUCGUUCUGGCACCAGAGGGAACUGUUGCGAACAAAUUCUACGUUCACAACGACGUGUUUCGUUACCAAGACGAGGUGUUCGGAGACUCCGAUUCAGAGCCUCCAGAAGAGUCUGAGGAUGAGGUGGAGGAGAUCGAGGAGAGGAUCCCCUCCCCCGACAUCGCUCAGGAGGACUCGGCUCCUUUCUACGACCCCACACCCUGUUCAGAACCGACGGCCCCCGGAGACGAUGAGGAAGUUGCAGCGAGUCCAGAACCAGAACCUGAGGAGGAGAAGGAGGUCGAGGUCGUGGAGCUGAAGCCUGAAACGCCGCUGGAGACGCAAACGGAAACAAACACAUCGGACGAGCAGACGGAGAAAAGCCCGGCCGCCGCCCCCCCCACAGCUGAACCCAUCACCACCGAACCAACACCUGCCGCUCCAGAAGAAAACAGGCAGUUCUCCUGGGCGUCCGUCACCAGUAAGAAUCUUCCUCCCAGUGGAGCCGUUCCAGUUUCAGGGGUCCCUCACGUCGUCAAAGCCCCCACAGCACCGCCGAGAGCCGAGGUGAAGUCAGAGACUCAAACAGCAGCAACGAGACCACAGAGAGACCAGAGACCGAACAGAGAACAGAGACCAGGAGGACCUCCACCAGUACACAGAGGACCCAGACCAGUGCGGGAAGGAGAGCAAGGAGAGACGGAGAGUCGGCGCGUGGUUCGAUACCCCGACGCCCAGCAGCUGUUUGUGGGGAACGUUCCUCACGAUGUGGACAAGACGGAGCUCAAGGAGUUCUUUGAGCAAUAUGGUACAGUCCUGGAGCUGAGGAUCAACAGCGGAGGGAAACUUCCAAACUUUGGUUUCGUGGUGUUUGACGACUCUGAACCCGUUCAGAAGAUCCUGAGCAACCGGCCCAUAAUGUUCCGAGGCAGCGUGCGUCUGAACGUUGAGGAGAAAAAGACCCGUUCGGCUCGGGAAGGUGACCGACGGGACGUCAGGCCUCGAGGUCCUGGGGGUCCUGGAGGUCCUAGAGAGAGGAUCGGAGGUGGAGGAGGAGGCGGAGGAAGAGGAGGAGGAGGAGGCCCCCCCACCCGAGGAGGCAUGGCACAGAAACCCAGCUUCGGCUCUGGACGAGGAGCGGGGCCCAGCGAGAGUCGCUACCCCAACCCGCGCCAAUAAAAGGCUCUUUCAGCGGCCCCCCCCCCCCCCAAAACCCCUCCAACCUGAGUUAGAUUUACUCUCUGGAUUCAACUGCAGCAGGAAGCAAUCGGACGACAAGAUAAACGUAUUACUUUACAUCGUAGGAGUACAAAAACAUGAGUCCAGUCAUUUUAGGACACACACACACACACACACCAACACACACACACACACACACACACACACCAACACACCAACACACAAACACACACACACACACACCAACACACACACACACACACACCAACACACACACACACUGGUUCUUCCACCUGAGUAACUUAUCAGUUUUGGUUGAGAGCUCUCCACAUCCCCCCCCUGAAGAUGGCUUCUUCCUCUUCCUCACCCUCCUCUUCCUCCGCCUCCUCUCUUUUUGUUUACCCCUCUCUCCUCCUCCACCAACACAUGUAUUAUCUGGACUUUUUUUUUUGUCUUUAUUUUUUUAGUUUUUUCCAUUGCUGAACUUGAAUUCAUUAAAGAAACAAACACGCAAACACACGAGAAAAAGGGUAAAUACUACUUGAAUUGGGGAUUAAAAAACCCAGAGGUUAGGUUUUUUCGCGUUCUCUCUCCCUGUUUCUUAAAGGAACGUGUACUUUACUGCUUGGGCAAUCCUGUGUAUUGCUGCCACCGUUGUACCUGGCGAUGGAUCUGUCUUAUCUUUUUAUUCUAUCAGGUCAAGAGCUGAACUGUCGUGGUUUUUAUUUGAGUAAUGUUGGCUUGUUAAACAUGUGACAGACGGACAUCCGAGCGGAGCGUGUUUCAGAUCAUGUAUCAAAAAUCCUGUCAGGCUUCUUUACCGAUGCACUUCAUUUGUCAUCACGUUUAAAACAAGCUCACCUGCCGAUGAGAGAACUAAAUUAAAAGUGAUUUACUGUUUUAAAA
Messenger RNA from Trematomus bernacchii (emerald rockcod), 2546 nucleotides. RefSeq names its product GTPase activating protein (SH3 domain) binding protein 1 (gene g3bp1). Gene Ontology annotation, molecular function: mRNA binding. Lineage: Eukaryota; Metazoa; Chordata; Actinopteri; Perciformes; Nototheniidae. The record is from RefSeq and is a predicted model, not a curated record. Gene Ontology annotation, cellular component: ribonucleoprotein complex; cytosol.